AUGGGUGACGCGUAUUGUUCCGACUGUAAGCGUAGCACCGAGGUAGUUUUCGAUCACUCGGCGGGUGACACGGUUUGUUCCGAGUGCGGACUCGUGUUGGAGUCGCACUCGAUCGACGAGACUUCUGAGUGGAGGACUUUUGCGAAUGAGUCCGGAGACAAUGAUCCAGUCCGUGUUGGCGGCCCGACCAACCCUUUGUUGACAGAUGGUGGGCUUUCCACCGUGAUUUCGAAGCCUAAUGGGACGACCAGUGAUUUCUUGUCGUCGUCGUUGGGUCGGUGGCAAAAUCGUGGUUCCAAUCCCGAUCGGUCUCUAAUCUUGGCUUUCAAGACCAUCGCCACCAUGUCCGAUAGGUUGGGGCUUGUGGCAACCAUAAAGGAUCGGGCUAAUGAGAUAUACAAGAAGGUGGAAGAUCAAAAAUCUAGUAGAGGAAGAAACCAAGAUGCGAUAUUGGCUGCUUGCCUGUACAUUGCUUGUCGACAAGAAGAUAAGCCACGCACUGUAAAGGAAAUUUGCUCUGUUGCAAAUGGAGCAACGAAGAAGGAAAUUGGUCGAGCCAAAGAAUACAUAGUGAAACAACUAGAGCUUGAGAUGGGUCAGUCGGUAGAAAUGGGAACUAUACAUGCUGGGGAUUUUAUGAGGCGCUUUUGUUCAAAUCUUGGGAUGACCAAUCAAACAGUUAAAGCUGCCCAAGAAUCUGUCCAAAAGUCGGAAGAGUUUGAUAUAAGGUAUUUGGAUUUUCUCAUAUGUCGUUAUGCAUAA
Molecule: messenger RNA, 762 nt
Organism: Ilex paraguariensis (yerba mate)
Lineage: Eukaryota; Viridiplantae; Streptophyta; Magnoliopsida; Aquifoliales; Aquifoliaceae
Source: the annotation of a GenBank genome assembly